AUGGCUCAAGAUACUUCUCCGGGUGUUGUUUCACCUAGGAGGCGGUCUGGUCUCUUGAGAGAUCAGGUUCAAGUGGUCAAAAAGAAGGACUCCGAUCGCUAUGAGAUUGUUCCAAUUGAAGAUGCAUUGUCGUUCGAGAAAGGUUUCUUCGUAGUAAUCCGUGCAUGCCAGUUACUGGCCCAAAAGAAUAACGGAUUAAUAUUAGUAGGAGUAGCAGGUCCUUCUGGGGCGGGAAAAACAGUAUUUACUGAGAAGGUGCUCAACUUUUUGCCUAGUAUUGCUGUCAUAACCAUGGAUAACUACAACGAUUCAAGUCGAAUUAUUGAUGGAAAUUUUGAUGACCCACGGUUGACGGAUUAUAAUACACUGCUCGAUAAUAUACAUGGUUUAAAAGCAGGAAAACCUGUUCAGGUUCCUAUAUACGACUUCAAGACUAGCUCUCGCAUAGGUUACAGGACUGUAGAAGUCCCUAGCUCCCGCAUUGUGAUUAUUGAAGGCAUCUAUGCCUUAAGCGAAAAAGUGCGACCUUUAUUAGAUCUUCGUGUAUCUGUCACGGGUGGAGUUCAUUUUGACCUUGUCAAAAGGGUUUUGCGAGACAUUCAACGGGCUGGCCAAGAGCCUGAAGAAAUAAUUCAUCAAAUUUCAGAAACGGUUUAUCCCAUGUACAAGGCUUUUAUUGAGCCAGAUCUGCAAACUGCCCACAUUAAAAUCAUCAACAAGUUUAAUCCUUUCACUGGAUUUCAGAGUCCAACUUACAUUUUAAAAUCUACAAGGUCAGUGACAGUUGAACAAAUUAAGGCUAUUCUUUCUGAAGAAUAUAAGGAAACAAAGGAGGAAACUUAUGACAUAUAUCUUCUACCACCCGGUGAAGAUCCUGAAGCAUGUCAAUCGUAUCUAAGGAUGAGAAACAGGGAUGGGAAAUACAAUCUCAUGUUUGAGGAAUGGGUUACAGAUAGUCCAUUUAUAAUCUCACCUAGAAUAACUUUCGAGGUUAGUGUACGUCUUCUUGGAGGGCUGAUGGCAUUGGGGUACACAAUUGCAGCCAUCCUGAAAAGAAGCAGUCAUAUCUUCUGUGAUGAUAGGGUUUCCAUCAAAACUGACUGGCUAGAACAACUUAAUCGUCACUAUGUUCAGGUGCAAGGUAGAGAGCGUUUAUAUGUUAAAUAUGUCGCAGAGCAGCUAGGCUUGGAUGGGUCAUAUGUUCCUCGUACAUACAUAGAACAGAUUCAGCUAGAGAAGCUUGUGAAUGAUGUCAUGGCAUUGCCAGAUGAUUUGAAGACAAAGCUGAGCAUCGAUGAUGAUUUGGUUUCAAGCCCUAAAGAAGCCCUUUCUAGAGCCUCUGCAGAUAGGAGAAACAAGUAUCUGGGCCGCAGUUUGUCACUCUCAUAUUCCAAUCAACGGGAGAAGAAUCUGUCCAAGCUGACAAGACUAGCUGUUGAUAAUAGAAGAUUUGAUGGCAGAACUGCAGAGUCACCCGGUGCAGUUGCAAACCAGGGUGUCAUUACUCAACUCUCUGAGCAGAUUUCCACAUUGAAUGAGAGGAUGGAUGAGUUUACAUCUCGUAUGGAGAAGCUCAAUUCCAAGUUUGCCACAAGGAAAGUUUCAGCUAGUCAACAAAAUUUGGCUUUGCAGGGCGAAGCCUGCAAUGGAUCUGGGCCAACUACUCUAUUUGUAACUGGGUUGGGCAAUGGCUCCCAAACUGGAUCACUACUGCCAAAUUCUUCAUCUUCUUCCCAGUUAGCUAGGGAGUCUCCACUAAUGGAAGAGGUAACACGACUUGUAUCUCUUAAAAUUUUUGGCAUGGAAAAGAAAUAG
Dovyalis caffra is the source of this 1815-nucleotide messenger RNA. Lineage: Eukaryota; Viridiplantae; Streptophyta; Magnoliopsida; Malpighiales; Salicaceae. The record is from the annotation of a GenBank genome assembly.